AUGGUUGGUUAUAGCGAAACUGUUAAAGGAUAUAGAAUAUACUUCUCACAUAGGAAUGAUGUAGAAUUUAAACGAGAUGUAGUUUUCUUAGAAAGAGAACAAAACUAUAGUGAAAUCGAGGUAAAAUUGAAAUAUACGGAAGAAAAUAAUGACAAAAGUAAUAAGUUUCAUAAUGAAUCGGAAACUACAUCAGCAAAUCUCGAUGAAACUAUGGUGAUUGCGAGUAUAUCCGAAGAGUCUGGAUCUGAAUACAGUCCAAGUGAAGCAAGUAACAGCUCAGUCGAACCAAUUGAUGAGGUCUGCUAA
Molecule: messenger RNA, 306 nt
Organism: Parnassius apollo (apollo)
Lineage: Eukaryota; Metazoa; Arthropoda; Insecta; Lepidoptera; Papilionidae
Source: the annotation of a GenBank genome assembly